AUGGAGGGACAGACCCCUGCAAGCAGAGGCCUUUCCGCAAAGCCCGCGACUGCCAGCCCCAGCCUGUCCUCUCUGGGCGCCGUCUUCAUCCUCCUGAAGUCGGCGCUGGGGGCUGGCCUGCUCAACUUCCCCUGGGCCUUCCACAAGGCCGGAGGGGUGGUCCCCGCCUUCCUGGUGGAGCUGGUCUCCUUGGUCUUCCUGAUCAGCGGGCUGGUCAUCCUGGGCUAUGCCGCCUCCGUCAGUGGCCAGGCCACCUACCAGGGCGUGGUUGGGGGGCUGUGUGGACCUGCCAUCGGGAAGCUGUGUGAGGCCUGCUUCAUCGUCAACCUACUCAUGAUCUCCGUGGCCUUCCUCAGGGUGAUCGGGGACCAGCUGGACAAGCUGUGCGACUUCCUGCUGCCCAGCGCUCCGCCGGCCCUGCCGCCCUGGUACGUCGACCAGCGCUUCACCUUGACUCUGCUCUCCACGCUGGUCAUCCUGCCCCUGUCCGCCCCCAGGGAGAUCGGGUUCCAGAAAUUCACGAGCUUCCUAGGCACGCUGGCCGCCUGCUACCUGGCCCUGGUCAUCGUGGCGCAGUACUACCUUGGGGCCCAGGCCCUCGCAUGGGAGCCUCGCCCUGCCCUGAGUCCUUCCUCCUGGACCUCCGUGUUUAGCGUCUUCCCCACCAUCUGCUUUGGAUUUCAGUGUCAUGAAGCUGCCGUCUCCAUCUACUGCAGCAUGCGCGACCAGCGCCUGUCCCAUUGGGCCCUGGUCUCCGUGCUAUCCUUGCUGGCCUGCUGCCUUGUCUACUCGCUGACAGGUGUUUAUGGCUUUCUGACCUUCGGGACAGAAGUUUCCGCUGACAUCUUGAUGUCCUACCCAGGGGACGACGGGGUCAUCAUCGUUGCCCGCGUCCUCUUCGGCAUCUCCAUUGUGACCGUCUACCCCAUUGUGCUCUUCCUGGGGAGGUCGGUGAUGCAGGAUUUCUGGAGGAGGAGCUGUGGCCAGGCGUGUGUACCCAGCACCCUGGCCGACCCCUCGGGGCUGGGGGUCCGGAUGCUGCUGACCGUCCUGUGGGUCACCGUGACGCUCGCCAUGGCCCUGUUCCUGCCAGACCUCAGCGAGAUCAUCGGCAUCAUCGGCGGCAUCAGUUCCUUCUUCAUCUUCAUCUUCCCAGGUCUGUGCCUCAUCUGUGCCGUCAGCACCGAACCGAUAGGGCCGCACGUCAGGUGCUGCUUGGAGGUCUGGGGAGCGGUGUCCGUGCUCAUCGGCACCUUCAUCUUCGGGCAGAGCACCGUGGCAGCCGUCUUGGAGCUCUUGUGA
Pteronotus mesoamericanus is the source of this 1302-nucleotide messenger RNA. RefSeq names its product solute carrier family 38 member 8 (gene SLC38A8). Gene Ontology annotation, biological process: amino acid transmembrane transport. The record is from RefSeq and is a predicted model, not a curated record. The coding region runs from base 1 to 1302 and encodes 433 amino acids. Gene Ontology annotation, molecular function: L-amino acid transmembrane transporter activity. NCBI's taxonomy places the organism in Eukaryota, Metazoa, Chordata, Mammalia, Chiroptera, Mormoopidae. The transcript has 10 exons.